UUUGUGUCUUUGACUUGGACUUUCCAGCUAAAGAAAAGUGAAAUGAAACAACGAAAAACCUUCAAUAAUUAAUAGCUAUCUCCUUCCCUUUCUCAACCCAGACUAUCUUCAUCCCUCCUUGAGCUGAGUUUAAUAAACCUCUCAGCCUGCUCCUCCUCGGCAUGGGCGUAUCCCACCACCAUCGCCAACACACAGCUGCUGCCUUGGCCUUUCUCUUAUUUGCUUCUGUCAUUACUCUUUCUCGAUUCGGCAGCGGGUUCCAGGAGAGGGAAGGAAGUAAGAAGAGAAGCGGGUCAGGGGAGUUAGAUCGGUUCAUUGCUCAGAAACGACUCAGUGGACCUGGUUCUUCACCACCUUCCUGUAGAUCCAAGUGUGGAAACUGCUCACCUUGUAAACCAGUUCACGUUCCAAUUCAACCAGGGUUUAGUAUGCCACUUGAGUACUACCCCGAAGCUUGGCGUUGCAAGUGUGGCAACAAGCUUUUCAUGCCCUAAAAGAAAAGAAGAAAGCAAAAUAGCAGAUAGUAUACUAAAACUCUUAAGAUCUUCUGUCAAAGUAACAAUUGUUAUUACCACUUGUUAUAUAUUAUUGCUAUUUUGGCAACAUUGUUGGUUCUUUUCUAUGCUUACAUAAUGAUUUUGCAUUUCCUGUGAGAGAAAUGAAAGCCAUGGGAGUGCAAGUUAUAUUUAGGUGAGAUUACCAAGAGAUCUCUCUCUCAAUUUUCUUUUUAGUUCUUCAUCUUUCUCUUUUGCUUAUUAUCUUUUCUUCCUCCUUUUUCAUUUUUUCUGACUUUUUCACUUGUAUUGAAGCAAAGUUUGAAUAAGACAGAUCGAAAAGACUGUAAUUAAGAUCAUGAUUUUAUGAAAUAUAGAAGCUGUUUAAUGUUAA
Messenger RNA from Gossypium raimondii (Peruvian cotton), 888 nucleotides. RefSeq names its product EPIDERMAL PATTERNING FACTOR-like protein 5. The transcript is spliced from 2 exons. Gene Ontology annotation, biological process: stomatal complex development; guard cell differentiation. The record is from RefSeq and is a predicted model, not a curated record. The coding region runs from base 162 to 494 and encodes 110 amino acids. NCBI's taxonomy places the organism in Eukaryota, Viridiplantae, Streptophyta, Magnoliopsida, Malvales, Malvaceae.